This is a messenger RNA of Clonostachys byssicola, 1095 nucleotides long. The record is from the annotation of a GenBank genome assembly. NCBI's taxonomy places the organism in Eukaryota, Fungi, Ascomycota, Sordariomycetes, Hypocreales, Bionectriaceae.
AUGGCUGAAAUUGAGUCGGCUAUUGCUCCCCAUUUACGGACAGAGAGAGUUGUCCCGGGUAAUACGCCAGACAAUUUCAAGCCUCCCUUUGAAAUUUACGCUUCACGGUACCCACCGUUGAUGAAAGAGUUAGUCUUUGCGAUUAUUGGAGUGCAAUAUUCCUCAUCUGAGCUCAAUGAUGGUGUCGCCAUGGAGAAACUCAUCUCCUUCAUCAGCUCAACAGCCGUCCCCAAUCAUCUUCGACCCACGCUGGGAGAGGUCGCUGCCAUGACAGACAACCGAAGCCACUACAAUAUCGCUAUGCUAGCAUACUGGCCAGAUAGAAGGACAUGGAACGAAUGGUCGGAACAGACUGGGUUUCAAGAAUGGUGGUCUGGCUUGGAUCCGACAAACCAGCAGAAUGGAUGGUUCUUGGAGGUCUUCUUCCCUACCAUGGAUCGCUUUGAGACUAUCCUGACUGACACGACCAUGCGCGAAGGUGCAUCUUACAUGCGGGACAAUGUCAGUGGUCCGGUUCUGGAGCACGGUUACUGGGGAAGCAUGCGCGACCGCCUGCCUGUGGCACAAGUCGACGAGCUUGUGGGUGAGAAGGCGUUCUUGCAAGCCGGAGGGCCGAAACGUCCAUCCACUCUUACGUCUAGGGUACGCGUACCUGGCAAGAGAAACCUCGCUGUGAUCCGCUCCGGACAAGACUGGAAAGAGACGCUCCCUAAAGAGCGUGACCUGUACCUCAAGAUGAUGCGCCCCGCUCUGCAAGCCGGGAUGGACUUCCUUCACGAUCACGGAGACGAGGUUGGUUGUUACAGCAACCGAUUUAUGGACAUUGUUGGCCCCAAUGGUGAGACCGGAAAAGAUCGUAGCUUCGGUCUUGGCUAUUUCGAUGAUCUGGCUUCCUUGGAGGCUUGGAGCAAGUCUCAUCCCACGCAUGUCAAUAUCUUCGCCGUCUUUAUGAAAUACGCCAAAGAGAUGAACAAUGAACUCAGCUUACACCUCUACCACGAGGUGUCGGUAUUGGAGUCUAGUCAGCAACUCUUCGAAUAUGUCUCAUGUCAUGCUAAUACCGGUAUGCUCGCGUCUAUUCGUGAUAACGACUAG